This is a messenger RNA of Lodderomyces jiufengensis, 3279 nucleotides long. RefSeq lists its product as uncharacterized. The record is from RefSeq and is a predicted model, not a curated record. Bases 1 to 3279 code for a protein of 1092 amino acids. Gene Ontology annotation, molecular function: RNA binding. The transcript has a single exon. Lineage: Eukaryota; Fungi; Ascomycota; Pichiomycetes; Serinales; Debaryomycetaceae.
AUGAAUAAUUAUUUAAAUUCUUCAGAUCAACAUCAAAUUCAACAACAACAACAACAACAGCAAACUAGAAGUAGAUCAGGAACUUUAUCAUCGAUUUUCUCAAAAGAUCAAUUAACUCCAAAAAAUUCAAAUACUUCAACAAAUUAUAGUAAUAAUAAUAGCAAUCAUCAUUAUAAUAAUCAUCUGAAUAAUAUUAAUAUACCUUCAUCAUCAUCAAGUAAUAGUCCAAUUCAUUUAAUUGAUUCAAAUAAUUAUUUAAAUAACAACAGCAAUAUUAAUAAUAAUAAUAAUGAUAAUUUGUUGAAUUUACCAAAUAAAGAGAUUAAUUUAUCAUCUUCAUCACCAAUUAAUAGUAAUUUUAAUGACUUUAAUAGUAUAACUAAUAAUAAUAACAAUACUAGUAUAAGUACUUCAUCACCAAAUAAAAGAGUUAGAUCAGGUUCAUUAUUUUCAACCAAUUCAAUUUGGAAUGAUGAUAGUCAUUCAUUAUCAAAUAGUAAUCAUAGUUUAAAUUCUGAUUCAAAUUGUUUAUCAAAUAAUACGGGAAAUAAUAACAAUAGUAAUCAUUUUUUAAGUCCUUCAACAGAUUCAACUUCAUUUCCUCAACAACUGCAAUCUUCAAGAAAUAGAUCAUAUACAACAAAUGCGGCAAUACCAAGUGUUACAAUUAAUUCUUCAAAUGAUCCAUUUAAUGGUAAUCUAUUGAAAAAUUUUAGUUCAAAAGUUUCUACCUCACCUUUUGUUUCAGUUUCAAAUAAAACAAAUGAUAUGAAUUUAUUAUUAGAUAAUUUUAUGUUAAGUAAUAAUACUACUGGUCAACAACAACAACAACAGCUGCAACAGCAACAACAGGCAGCCCCUAGAAUUAGAUCACAAACUUAUUCUGGUAGUACUCCACCAGCAGUUCAUGAACAAUUAUUUGGAUCGGGUGCACCAUUAUCAUCAACUUCUUCAUCAUUUAAACAAUUUUAUCAACCUCAAAAUCCAUUUCCUCAACAAUUUCCACCAGUAUUUGAAGCAUCAAUUGAUGAAAUUAAUAAUAAUCAUCCUACUUUAAUUGAUGAUUUUGACUUUGGUCAAUUAAUUAUAACAACAAAUUUUGAAAAUACAAAUCUUGGACCAACGAAAUUUUUAUUAUUUGAUAAUUUACCAUUAUUUAUUGAUUCAAUUAAAUUAUUUUCAAUUUUAAAUAACUCAAAUAGUCAAAAUAAAUUUGGAACUGUUAUUAGUGUUAAAAUCACAAUUACAACUACUUCAAAAUUGGCAUUAAUUGAAUGUUCAAAUAUUGAAACUGCAAUGAAUUUAAAAGCAAAUUUUAAUCAUUUGGAAAUAGUCCCAGGAAAUACUUUAUAUGUAGCUUUUGCAAAAGUCGAACAGCCUAAUUUUCAAUCUCAAAAUCAACCUCAACAACAAACACCACAAUCACAACCACUACAACAACCUCAACAACAGCUGAAACCAGACUAUAGCAAACAUUCUCAAUCCCAUUCUGAUGGAUCAAUUGAUUUUGAACAUACAACUACUAAAACAAACAUAUCUGCAGUGCAAGUAAAUUUAAUGGAAUCAAUUACAAAAUUAUCAUCGACAGUUCAAGCUGAUUUGAAAAAGAUUCAAUCAAUGAUAAACAAAUGUUUAACAUAUCCAAACGAUCAAUAUCAAGAUAAUUUUGGACCAUUACCAGACCCAAUACCAUUAAGACAAUUUGAUUCACCAACAUUACGAGAAUUAAGAAAAGUUUUAGAAAAUAAAGAAUCUGGCUUAAUUGAUCAAAAUAAUGAAUUAUCAAAUAUUGAUCUUGAAGAAUUAGCUUUGGCAAUGUUGGAUGAAUUACCAGAAAUUUGUCAUGAUUAUUUAGGGAAUACAAUUGUUCAAAAAUUAUUUACUUUAAUUAAAGAUCCAUUAAUAAAAUUAAUGAUGGUUAAAGAAAUAACUCCAUAUUUAACUCAAUUAGGUAUUCAUAAAAAUGGUACAUGGGCUAUACAAAAAGUCAUAAGUUUAUGUUUAUCAGAUUAUCAACAAAUGUAUUUAAUAGGUGCAAGUUUAAAACCAUACUCCGUUAAAUUAUUCAAUGAUCAAUUUGGUAAUUACGUUAUACAAGGUUGUAUAAAGUUUGGUUCACCAUACAAUGAUUUUGUGUUUGAAGCAAUGAUUGAUAAUUUUUUAGAAAUUAGUUUUGGUAGAUUUGGUGCAAGAUGUAUUCGUACUAUUUUAGAAAGUUAUCAUGAUCCAACAAAUCCAACAAAAACUUUAGUUACAAAUGAACAAGUACUAGUUAUUGCAGGAUUAAUAGUUGAAUACGCAAAUGAAUUAGUUGUUAAUACAAAUGGUAGUUUAUUAAUUACUUGGUAUUUAGAUACAUUUGUUGAUUGUGAUCAUAAAAUUGAAUUAUUAAUGAAUAAAUUCUUACCAUGUAUAAAACAUUUAUGUGUUCAUAAAUUAGCUAAUCUCACAAUUUUGAAAUUACUUAAUGUUAGAAUUGAUCAAACUUCAAGACAAACUAUAAUUGAUACAAUAUUUGGUAAUACAGAGAAUUUAGAAUUUAUUUUACAAGAAAGUGAUAAUAAUACAUUAAAUUCAGGACCAUUAUUCAUUUAUAAAAUACUUAGUUAUCCAAUUUUAACAGAUUUAGCUGCACCAUAUUUACCAACUAUUAAAAGAUUAUUAAUGGAAAUUAAUAUAAUAAAUUAUCAUAACUACAAAAAAUUGAUGGACGAGGUUGGAUUAUCAAGUAGUAGAUUGAAUAGAAAUGUUAGUAUGAAAAGAAAUGGUCGAAGAAACAAUAAUAAUAACAAUCAUAAUAACAACAACAACAACAAUAAUGUUAGAUCUGGGAAUUAUUACAAUAACAACAAUAACAAUGGCUCCAAUCACAACCACAACAAUAACCCUAAUAAUAAUAACCAAUAUAUUCAAAAUCAAAACCAACAACAUACUGGUUCUUAUAAUCAACCAUACUCACAACAACAAACAAAUCAACAACCAUAUAUUCCUUUACAACAAUCCCAGCAAUAUAUAAUUCAACCAUCUAUGUAUAUGAAACAAUAUUAUGCUCAACAAGCUAUGGCUCAGCAAUCAAUGUCUCAACAAAAUCAGCAUCAACCACCACAAUUUAGUCCAUCUUAUUUCCAACAACAACAACAACAACCACAACAACAACCCUUAUCACCGCAAGAUCUAGCAGUAAUGCAACAAUUGGAGCAAUUAUCAUUAAGUUCAGCGGCUCUAGGUUACAAUUCAAAUCCAGGUACACCUACAAUUCAAAGAAAUCUGUAUCUUUGA